CAGAGCAUCAGCGGCGAUCGGGGAUGACGUGCAGCAACGUGCAGGUAAACGACGACGCGGCACGACCUUUUAUCGCGCUGCCCUCUCGUCGAGCACAAGCAGCCCCGGCUCGGCGUCUUCCAGGAAGAAUACACAAUUGCGAGCGCCAGCAGAAAGCAGCCAGCACCAGGCCGGCCACCAGCGGCAGCCGCAGCAAAAACACCACUGCGAUGGCUCCCAACAACACGAGCAUCACCGCAGCUCUCGUCGCCUCCGCCGCCGCCUUCUAUUUCGCCAAAAAGAAGGCGCACCCGCUGUCGAGCUGCGGCGCACCGCGCGGCCGCGCGCGCGUCUUCACGCUCGCGGCCGUGGACCGCACGGACUCGCCCGGCGGCGCGACGGCCGGGCCGCCGGGCCGGCCGGCCGCGCACUACCUCGACGUCGCCGAACCCGCCGUGGACAUCCCCGUCGCCGAGCUCUUCGCGCCGGGGUCCGACUUCGUGCUCUACGCCGUCGAGGACGUCGGCGGCGAAUCGCCGUACCUCGUCUUCGCGGCGCUGCCCCCGGCCGAACGCGCGGCCGUCUGGCGCGACGAGGCCUUCAUCGACCGGGGCCUGCGGAAGCACCUGGCGCUCGAUACGGAAGUCGCUGUGGCGUCGCUCGCGUCCGUCGAGGACGCGGUCAAGGCCGCGCGUCGCAACCUCGCGUCGGGCGCGUGGCGCGUUUCUUUUGUGUGGAACACGGGCCGCUGCGGCUCGACGCUGCUCCACAAGGCCACGACGAACCUCGGCGCGGUGUCCCUCUCGGAGCCGCACUGGCUCGACCAGCUCAUGUACGGCCACGGCGGCGCCGACGCCGCCAAGCUCCGGCGCGCGCUCGCGGCCUGCGUCGCGGCCGAGGCGACGAUCGCGCGCCUCCAGGACGGCUGGAGCGGCGCGACGCAGUUCUUCCUGAACCCGAAGGCGGGCCCGCACGCGCUCGUGCCCGAGGCCGCGGCCGCGUUCCCGACGUCGACGCACGUCUACGUGUACCGCGCCUGCGAGCAGGUCGUCCAGUCCUUCGCGGGCCUCAAGUUCGGCGGCGGCAUCCCCGCGCCGCUCCGGCUCAUGUGGCUCCUCGGCCGGGGCCCGCUGCCGACGCGGCCCGAGCUGCAAAGCGUCUCCUCGUGGCCCGUCGCGUUCCUCGCGACGCGCUGGGUCGAGUCCGUCGCCGGCUGGGCGGACCUCGUCGCGGCGCGGCGCGCGGCGCGCGGGCCCGGGGACCCCGUCGGCGGCGCGCUCAACGUCCGCUUCGACGAGUUCACGUCCAAGGACCUCGCGCUCCGCGAGGCGGUGCUGCGCGAGGUGCUGGCGCACGUCGGCCUCGUCGCGGCCGACGCGGACGACGGCGCGCUCGCGCCGGCGCUCGCGGCGUUCGAGAAACACUCGCAGGCGGGCUCGGCCAUGUCCGGCCCGAAGGCCAAGGUCGUCCAGGACGCGGACCUCCCCGCCAUCCGCGCGUGCGUCGCGGCGGGCCUCGCGGCGACCGACGUCGUCGUCGAGGGCGGCGGCGCGAACGUCCUCCUGCCGCGGUCGGCCGGGUUGAAGUCGUGAGUGUUUAGGACCUGA
Messenger RNA from Aureococcus anophagefferens, 1586 nucleotides. Its product is annotated as expressed protein. The transcript has a single exon. The record is from RefSeq and is a predicted model, not a curated record. The annotation marks the transcript as partial. NCBI's taxonomy places the organism in Eukaryota, Pelagophyceae, Pelagomonadales, Pelagomonadaceae.